AUGGAGAAGGAAGAGGAAGGGGCAGCCCCCGCUGAUGGCUUUUACACCUGGGUCAAGGACGCCAGGAUGCUCAGCGUGGCUUUCGCUGUCGGGGUGCUGCUGGCCCUGGCGGGGGGCACGGAUGGCCACCACGUCCUGCUGGCCAUGAACUUGGCUGGGGAAGCUGCCAGCAAUGCCCAGAAGUUGCUGCUCCACCAGAUAAAGGAGGUGGCCGUGGAGAGCGCCCAGAAAGAUAUGACCUCAGGAAACGUGGCUCUGUAUGUGCUCGCCCUCCUCUCCUCCUGCCAGAACCCCCGGCACGUCCAGGCUCUGGGACACACCGUCGACCUGGUCCGUAUCCUGCAGCAGAAAACAGAUGAGGAGAUUGCCAAACUGGGUACGCCGGGAUGCGAGGGGGCCCGGGGGGCUGGGGGCUACCAAGAGGCAUCCGUGGCCCUCGCCAGGCAGGUGCUGAGCCCUGAGAGCCAGCUCUCCGUGGACACCCGUGCCGUGGCGGCGCUGGCACUGGCGUGUACGUACGGACACACGGACCUCCACGACGUGCAGGACCUGCUCUGGUUGGCGCUGUCGACGGUGACCAACGACUUCCUUGACGAGCAGGAGUUGAGGGACGGCAUGAUAGGGAACAUUUACAGCAUGGGGCUGGCCCUGCAGGCGUUGGGGUCCACGAGCAAGUUUUACGCCCCCCGGGAGUGGGACUGCGAGCAAGCCUUCUCCGUGGUGUACCACCAUGACUACCAGCAGCCCAUGGCCAUCGCCCAGGUCCUUCCUGCCCUCGUGGGCAAAUCCUACCUGGACGCAGCCAGCUUGGAGUGCUCCAACGAUGUCCCUCUGUCCCCAACCUUAGAGUCAUCCACCUCACCAAAUCUGGGUACAACCAGUUUUCCCGGAGGAGCCACCAUCAAGGUGCACUACUCUGUCAUCAACACGCUGCAGGGACGGCACUUCAACUACACCAUCGCAGUGCAUGUCCCCGAGGGCUCCAGGCUGCUCAAGGUGCUGCAAGUGGCGGAGGAAAAGGAACCUGAGAAAUUUAGCUUCCAGACAGAGCAGACCUCCUGGGGCCCCAUGGUGGUCUCCAUCCACAAGUUGGCUGCCAACACCAACGACAGGACCUACUGGCAAUUCCUCAGCAGCGGGGAACCCCUCCAGGAAGGGGUUGGCACCUACAAGCCGCAUGACGGGGAGCACAUUGAAGCCGUCUUCAGCACCUACUGA
Apaloderma vittatum (bar-tailed trogon) is the source of this 1218-nucleotide messenger RNA. Its product is annotated as gastric intrinsic factor-like. The coding region runs from base 1 to 1218 and encodes 405 amino acids. The transcript has 10 exons. Gene Ontology annotation, molecular function: cobalamin binding. Lineage: Eukaryota; Metazoa; Chordata; Aves; Trogoniformes; Trogonidae. Gene Ontology annotation, biological process: cobalamin transport. The record is from RefSeq and is a predicted model, not a curated record.